UCAAGUUUACCGAUGAAACAGAAAAUCUAAUCGAUAAUGAUGAUUAUGAUCAACAAAGAAAAUUUCGAAGUCGAAAUAAAGAUGAAUCUACAAAUGUUUUGACAACAAAAUCUUCGAUUAUUGAAUCACCACAAUCAUCAUCAUCAUCAUUUACAUUUUCCGAUUCAUUAUCUCAACAUAAUUCAUUGAAUAAUGAUGAUGAUAAUGAAAAUUUUAUAUUUCGUCAUGAAUGGAAUUUUACCGAAGUAAAUCUAGCAAAUAGUCAUCUAUUUUAUAUUCGAACAAAAUAUUCAUGUUCAACACCACGUGCUAAAUUGAUAAAAGUAUUGGAUUAUCAUUCAUCACCAUCAAAACAAUAUGUACCAAGAUGUACCGUACUGCAUAGAUGUGAUGAAGAAAGUGGAUGCUGUGAAGAUGUGACUCAUCGCUGUGAACCAAGUAAAACACAAUUAAUUGAAUUAUAUUUUCAUGUAAUUCGUUCCGAUAUGAAAAAUAAUAUAACUGGCGGUAAUGCUGUUGGUAUUGAACGGUUAACAUUUUUAAAUCAUACACAUUGUGAAUGUAAACCAAUCAAUUAUAUGCCAAGAAGUGUACAAAUUCGACCUCCAUUACGUUUAAUGAGCUCUGAUGGUGGUCAACAACAAGGUCAUCCUUAUCAUCAUCAUCGUCAUCAUCAUCAUAAUCAUCAUCAUAAAUGCAAACAUGUCAUCAAAUGUCCUGAACCAUUUAUACAAAGAUUUCGUGGUUCAGAUCAACGUUGUAUUUGUGAUUGUGUUCAUCAAACAAGCCAAUUUAAUGCCAAUAAUAAUAAUGAUGAAAAAAUUUCCUAUAAAUAUUGUCUUAAAAUUCAAGAUGGUUUUGAAAAAUUUGAUCCAUUUCAAUCUAAAUGUAUACAAAAUGGUGAAUGUUCUGAACCUAUUUGUUCAUUUGGUUUACGAUUCAAUAGAACUGAAUCACAAUGUUUAACACCACAGAAAUCAGGUGUAUGGUCGAAUUAUAAUCAUAACAACCACCAACUGUUACAGACUAGUUUACAUUCAUCGUCAAAUAAUCAUCAUCAACAACAACAACAACAACAACAUCGUCAUGACCUUCAAUAUCAUAAUCAUCGUUAUGGAUAUCAUCAUUCUCGAACUACCUUCAGUAACCUUAAUGACCAAAGCAUAGUUUGAACAACAACAACACCGAAAAAAUCGAUGGUAUAAGAUUCUUGUCAUUCUAUUAUAUCGUGUUCAUCCAAUUCAAUAGCAAUCAAAAUAAAAAUAAAAAAACCAGAAAAAAAAUCAUUUCC
Messenger RNA from Dermatophagoides pteronyssinus (European house dust mite), 1291 nucleotides. RefSeq lists its product as uncharacterized. NCBI's taxonomy places the organism in Eukaryota, Metazoa, Arthropoda, Arachnida, Sarcoptiformes, Pyroglyphidae. Gene Ontology annotation, molecular function: growth factor activity. Gene Ontology annotation, cellular component: membrane. The record is from RefSeq and is a predicted model, not a curated record. Gene Ontology annotation, biological process: hemocyte migration.